Molecule: messenger RNA, 855 nt
Organism: Penicillium lagena
Lineage: Eukaryota; Fungi; Ascomycota; Eurotiomycetes; Eurotiales; Aspergillaceae
Product: bZIP transcription factor
Exons: 2
Coding region: 1-855 (284 amino acids)
Biological process (GO): regulation of transcription by RNA polymerase II
Cellular component (GO): nucleus
Molecular function (GO): RNA polymerase II transcription regulatory region sequence-specific DNA binding; DNA-binding transcription activator activity, RNA polymerase II-specific
Source: RefSeq, a predicted model, not a curated record
AUGCCCGAGGAACAACAGCCUCAGGUCCCUCGUCUGCCUGGCCCGGCCUUCGAUAAGAUCGAGAAUUUCAACUUCUUGCUCUCGCGCCACGAUCCCGCGGCCAAGACUCGGCACUAUUCCUUUGACGCGGACACCGGGCUGGUCCCGUUCGCCAACGUCAAUAUGGAUUACGACCAGACUGAGGGCAUGGGCGGGCUUUCCGUCAGCUCGUACGAUAGUGUAGAGGACGAGCGCACUUCGCUCGAUCUCCGCGGAUAUCCUUAUCAUGGCGCCACGGGAGACAAGUCCAUCAACUACUCUAUCCCCGAUCAUAUGAUGCCGUACUCGGCUCACUCGAUCUACCCGCCCGUGCCGUUCGCGCCGGAUGAGCUGGGCCAUGCCACGGGGGCUCUGACGCCCUCGGAUGUGUCGUCGUCCAUCUCGCCGCCGAACGGCCAGAUGAACCAUGCCAAGUACUCCACGUCCAUCCCCGGUGACCGUAUCGCCGCCGCCCUCAACCAGGAGGAGCAUGGCCGCGUCGCCGCUGAGGAAGAUCGUCGUCGCCGCAACACCGCCGCGUCCGCCCGCUUCCGCAUGAAGAAGAAGCAGCGCGAGCAGGUUCUCGAGCGCACCGUCCGUGAGACUACAGAGAAGAACGCUUCCCUGGAGGCUCGCGUGGCCCAGCUCGAGAUGGAGAAUCGGUGGCUGAAGAAUCUCCUGACCGAAAAACAUGAGGCUACUUCCACCCGCACCAUGCCUCCCCCUCCUAGUGAUGGCACUGCCCUGAAGCAGAAGAACUCGAGUUCCAGUGGCUCCAGCGGUUCCGGUCAAAAACACAUCCAGCCUAAAAAGAAGGGCGUCGGCACUGAUGAGUGA